Nematostella vectensis (starlet sea anemone) is the source of this 2156-nucleotide messenger RNA. RefSeq lists its product as uncharacterized. Gene Ontology annotation, molecular function: protein binding. Lineage: Eukaryota; Metazoa; Cnidaria; Anthozoa; Actiniaria; Edwardsiidae. The transcript is spliced from 10 exons. Bases 343 to 1794 code for a protein of 483 amino acids. The record is from RefSeq and is a predicted model, not a curated record.
AAAGCAGAGAAUCUUUGGCUUCAAAACAGGAGCGGGCAUGCCGAGAGAUGGUGUCACAUGAUUUUUUUAGAUCCAGAAACAGGAAAUAUGGGUCAAAAUCAAGCUCCAUCCACCAGGGGAAUUUUGAAUCGCUGAAAAUGUUUCUUGCAUGUAGAGAUGUUUUUAUCAUUUGUUUGCGAUCAGACCCAUGUGCUUCCCUAUUCAUUCAAAUAGCAUGAAACACGUGUGUUACAAGACAAUCCGUAUCAUGGUUUUUAAGUAUGCACAGUUCAGCUAGCUUUGUAGAACUUAAAGCAAUAUUUGUGGCGCUCUCACUACUCGUGUCUAUGUUUUGGUUUUGCGAUGGGGCUUCUAUGCUGCCGCUUGAGUCGACUCGAAGUGGCGUUCGUCCAAAUGGGGUAUAACUGCAGGGAGACAACCAUAUCAGUCAAAAUAAGCGCACCUUAUCAAUUGAAGGUUGACCUGGUGAGCCUGGAUUACCGCAUUGAAGUUCAUUGGAAAUUUCCACCAGCGUCUCAAGGACAAACAAAUUUCACAGUUGAAUUUGUCAACUGCCACAAUACAAGCUUCUGCAAUGGGGCCACUUCUGCCUUUUUGCUGCCUUUUAUCCCAGGGAAAACUGAUUAUGUGUUCCAGAUACUAGCAUUUGAACUCCCAUUUGAUGAUUUUCCAAUCUGCAAUGUGACGGUGACAGCUGAAAAUGAAUUUGGAAGGACUGGAUCAGACCAGUUUGCUGUUGUAGAAGCGGAUAUCAUAAGAAAUAUUCUUCCUACACCUGACCCUCCACUGUCCUUCCUUGGCUCCGCCCUAGACAGUAAAACAAUCCGUGCACAAUGGGAAGGAAGGCCGUUAUGGCAUGCUGUUGAGUCUAUGAAUGUUGAUUUGUGGUUCACCAUAUUAUAUGCUGAUCGCAAUAUCUCUGGAAAUACUGUAAAUGCUAAGCUCACAGAUGAGAACUCAACUCUUGAAACAUUUAAGACUCUGAGUGUGAAGGGCUAUCAUGUUCUCCUGACCGACCUCAAGCCUUACACAGUGUACUUUUUGUGGUUGGCGGCAAUUUUUCACACCUCCCCUGAACAGCGAGGGGGAGGUGUCAGCACGUUUGUGGGUCCUGUUGCUGUGAGGACUUUACAGGGAGAGCCCGAUCCAGGACCUAUUAUUGUGGGCGAUUACUCCGAGCAGUUACCCCACCAACCAGGAAAGAGAAAUGUUACCCUAACUUGGAAGGUCCCGUCCAUAAAGGAAUGGAAAGGCGCCCCUGCCAGCUUUAAAUUCCACAUCAAGAAGCAGAGUAACGGCUCCGUAUCUAUAUCAAAGACGGUGCCUAUACAUGGGGGAGCUGUGCCUAAUAGUACAGUGAUCCCUGGGCUCGACUCCUACACAGCGUACAAGAUAUUUAUGAGCAUGUGCAACAAAAAGACUUGUGGGGGUGUGGGACAGUAUGGUAUAAGGGCAUUAGAUAUGCCGCGAAGCACGCCACGCUCCAGCCCUAGCAGCUUGAGCACUGUUAGCCUUGUGGCCAUCAUCCUGAGUGGAGUGAUUGUGGUUGGCGUACUUGUCUUUGGCUACGUCGUGAUAAGCAGAAAAAGAUCUAUUCGUCGCAUUCCUCCACUUGGCCCAAACUUUGGCGAAAUUGCUCCAAUAACCCAAAUGUACAAUGAGCCAGCCCCGCCACCAGAUAAUGAAAAUUAUGACGCUGUAUUUGUAUCGGACCCGUCCACACAAAGGGGAUCUAUCGCAUUGUCAACAAUAACCAGAACAGUAGCAGCUAAAGAUGGCAGUGGAUGCAGUUGAUUUUUAGAUUUUUCUAUCAGACUGUGGUGGCCACAAACGUGAUGUUAUAAUGUUUUUAUACAUUUUGUCCUCUGCUUAUUACUGGCUUGUCGCAGUCUGUAAUCCUUGUGAAAUAGCCCAUCUGAAUUUGUGAUUAUUAUGGUCAUAUGAACACAAGAACUUCUAGGAAAGCGUGGAAUGGUUAUAUGCAAGUGGAAUGCAUAACCUGGAAGAGAUGGAAUGGUUAAGGACACUAAAAAAAUGGAUGGAAUACCCAGAUGCCAAUUGUCAAUGUGUUUCUGUCAUUAAACAUACCAUACGAUAUAACAACCAUUAAAAGCAUCGCAUUGACUAAGGGCAUUAAAACAAUGGAUUCUGAGUUA